AUGUCGAAGACCGGCAAGAGAGUCGGCGCGUUCCAAAUCAUGAAAAUGCCACGGCAUGUUUCUGUUUGCCCAGCGGCACCAAUUCAGCCUCUAAGGAAAUCCAGGCCCACUACCAAGCAUCUACCUUCACCGUACACCGUAUUUGUGCUUCUGAGGGUACGGAUCAGAUCGUUAUCAUCUCCGUCGAAUAUUGAUAGCCAAACUGGAAGGAUCGUCAUUCCUCAUUAUUCUUUUGAAAGCUUUGCUUUCGACGCAUCGCAAGAAGUAGAAGGGUUCGUUACGUACAACAAGGUGACAAAGUUCGGGCGUACUUCGGAAGAAAGCUGGAACCAGGAACAUGAACGAAUCAUGAUGGAUAAGAAACCGAAAAGAGUUGACUCAGGUAUCCGUAUCUCCGACCCCCGUCCGAUUGAUGACCGUCAACUCCACUACACUCUGGAGACUCGGACAAUAGUCAACGAACUCGACGCUAUUAUUCAAGAAGAAAGAGAUCGAAGGCAUCAUCAAGCUGGAGUGUUUCGGCACGUCAUGCAUGGCUCAGCAUUGCUCGCAAGUACCCCGAUGCUAUUGAACGGCAUCGCGGAUAUCGAGGAACCGGAUUGA
Molecule: messenger RNA, 603 nt
Organism: Aspergillus versicolor CBS 583.65
Lineage: Eukaryota; Fungi; Ascomycota; Eurotiomycetes; Eurotiales; Aspergillaceae
Exons: 2
Coding region: 1-603 (200 amino acids)
Source: RefSeq, a predicted model, not a curated record